Messenger RNA from Entrophospora sp. SA101, 918 nucleotides. The record is from the annotation of a GenBank genome assembly. Lineage: Eukaryota; Fungi; Glomeromycota; Glomeromycetes; Entrophosporales; Entrophosporaceae.
AUGUCACCUACAAAUUUUAUUUUUUCCACAGAUUACAUUUCACCAGAAGUACAAGCAGCGUUACCAAAAGGAUACACUAUUCGUCCUUUAGCUAGUGAUGACUAUGAAAGAGGAUUCCUUGAGGUGUUGAAAGUUCUCACAACUGUUGGUGACAUUUCAAAAGAUCAAUUCCUUGAACGAUUUUAUUUUUUGAAAACGCACAAUUAUGAAUACUUUACACUUGUCAUUGUUUCACCCGAAGAUCGAAUUGUUGGAGCUGGAACAAUAUUUGUAGAACGUAAAUUUAUUCGUAACACAGGAUUGGUCGGACAUAUUGAAGACAUUGCAGUUGAUAAGAAUCAACAGGGGAAAAAACUUGGAUUAAGAAUAAUUCAAGCUCUUAAAUAUAUUGGAGCAAAGGCAGGAUGUUAUAAAGUGAUAUUGGAUUGUUCUGAAAAGGUUGUAAGGUGGGCAGCAUUGGUAUUUGGAAUAACUUAUGGAUUUGUGCAUCAUAGAUCAUUAGCACAUGCCGAAGCUAAGAAUAAAGCAAUAGCGAAUUAUAAACAUAAAGAAGAAUUGAUUUCUAAAGCAAAAGCUGCAUACGCUGCUAAGCUUGCAGAAAAAAGUUCAAAAGAAGUUAUAACGAAUCCAGAUGAUCCCAACUUUGAUUUAGAAAAACUUUUGGUUGUAAGGUGGGCAGCAUUGGUAUUUGGAAUAACUUAUGGAUUUGUGCAUCAUAGAUCAUUAGCACAUGCCGAAGCUAAGAAUAAAGCAAUAGCGAAUUAUAAACAUAAAGAAGAAUUGAUUUCUAAAGCAAAAGCUGCAUACGCUGCUAAGCUUGCAGAAAAAAGUUCAAAAGAAGUUAUAACGAAUCCAGAUGAUCCCAACUUUGAUUUAGAAAAACUUUUGGUUCAUUAUGGAAGCAAAGAAAACCAUUAA